AGGGGCUCCGAGGGGACCGAGGCGCGCAAGGUGAGACCGCACGGGUUCGCAAGGCUCAGAUGGGGUAGAUGUCCAGUCCGUGGCGAGGCUCGGCUAAUGCGGCCGAGUGAACGGCGAAAAGUGCAAGUCCGCCUCUACCGGUCUGCUGGGGCUGGGGAGAGGGCAGAAGAGGGGGAGAGGGUGCGAGGAGACGGGGGAGGCGUCCCCCAGAUCCUCUCCACGCGGGCGGAUCUGGGCUCUAAGACCAAGAGGAUCGGUCAGCGCCUGCAGACCAGGCCACGCGUUCGAGCAAGGCAUCCGUCCUAACACCCUUUAAGAGUCCGUGGUAACACCCACCCCCCGGAGGUCCUCGUGAGAUCUCGGGGGUCUCACCGCCCUCGAGCGCCUCCCGCGCCCUGCCGGACCCCGGAUUGCAUCGCUAGAGGCUGUUCCGGAUGCUGCGAGUAGUGACCAGCUUAUUCAUUGGAGCUGUGAUCCUGGGUGCAAGCCUCCUGGAUGCAUCGCUCCAACCUUCCUAACAUAUUUAUUCAGAGGAAAGCAGCCAUGAAUUUCAGUUCUGAGUGGUCUGUGGGCCAGGUCAGCACCAACACAUCAUACAAGGACUUCAGUUCGGAAUGCAUCAGCACCGCUGUUGGGCUGCUGCAGAUUGGGCUGGGAGGAGUCAACAUCACGCUCACAGGGACCCCAAUGCAGCAGCUGAACGAGACCGGCUAUUACAACAAGGAGUCCACCUGGCGCCUGGGGGAGAACUACGCCGAGGAGUAUGCCAAGGCACUGGAGAAGGGGCUGCCAGACCCCGUGCUCUACCUGGCCGAGAAGUUCACCCCACACAGCCCGUGUGGCCUGCAUGGCCAGUACCGCCUGGCGGGACACUACACCCCGGCCACACUGUGGGUGGCAUUCCUCUGCUGGCUGCUGGCGGAUGUGAUGCUGUCCAUGCCUGUGCUGGUCUACGGUGGCCACGUGCUGCUGGCCAUGGGUGUCUUCCAGCUGUUGGGACUGCUCUUCUUCUCCACGGCCAUGUCACUCACCCUGCCCUGUCCCCUACGCUUGGGCACUGCCACACUGCACACUCACCGUGGGCCUGCCUACUGGAUCACAUUGACCACAGGCCUGCUCUGUGUGCUGCUGGGCCUGGCCAUGGUGGUGGCCCACAGGCUGCAGGCUUUCUUCAGCACUGUGGGAGAGGACCCUGUCCUGGAGUGGGAUCCUGAGGAAUGGGGACUCCUGAGCCCUCGCUACAGGUCCACAGCUGAGAGUCUCGAGCCCCAGGACAUUCCUCUGUCAGAGGCUUCCUCUGAGGUGCCCUGUGAGGAGUCUGACUUGCCCUGGAAAGUUCAUCUCCCUGGUGGCCACCCGGACUUCCAAUCUGGCUCCAGACUUCACUGGAACCCCCCUCCAAAACACCACCAGAACUGCCUGCAGGAUGGGUUGUAUCAGGUUCCCAGCCCCAAUGUGUAGGUGGAGUAGGAAAAGAGGCUCUACCUAUUGAUGAUAAAACAUGAAACAAAACAAAAAGCCCUAAGGCAGAUGUUGGGGCUGCCAUAAACCCUGCUGCCAUGUGUGAUGAGACCAAGCAGGGGCUGCCCCUCCUUCUGCCCAGCUACCCUGCCCUCCCUUGGGGCUUUGCCUCUUCGAGGUGCCAUUUACUGAAACCCAGCUCCACCCACAUGAUGACAAACGUGUACGGGGGGCUUACAGUGCGAUUCUCCCAUGUUCCCUCUCAUCCCUCUGCAUCUCUUGUUUUCCUUUUUCCUGGCUCCCUUUUGUUCUCCCUUCACUUCCCCAGCUUUUGUGAUCUCUUGGUGCAAUGAACGUACUGCGAGGGAGGAGAGACCAAACUUCUUGUUCUAGAUCUAAUAUUAACCGAUUGUGCCCCAUUCUCUCUGAGCGUCAGUUCUCAAAUCUGCCAAAUAAGACUGUAGGACUUGCCAAGGACCUAAAACAAACAAACAAAAAAUCCCGGGGUUUACAGCUUUAUGCCUUGCUGACAUUUACCUCGGCCCUCAGACAC
This is a messenger RNA of Globicephala melas (long-finned pilot whale), 2014 nucleotides long. The record is from RefSeq and is a predicted model, not a curated record. Lineage: Eukaryota; Metazoa; Chordata; Mammalia; Artiodactyla; Delphinidae.